Messenger RNA from Pelobates cultripes (western spadefoot toad), 416 nucleotides. NCBI's taxonomy places the organism in Eukaryota, Metazoa, Chordata, Amphibia, Anura, Pelobatidae. The record is from the annotation of a GenBank genome assembly.
GUUCUCGGCCCGGGCACCUAGCACCAUCGUACCCAGACUUAGAUCCCGAUGGGGCGCUACGGCUCUCCUGGUGGCAACGCCUGUCUAGUAUACAGGAGAUCUGGAGUACGGCCCGCUGUGGUGCAUAUACUCUACUUUUGGUUGUCCUACGGGACAUACGGGGAAGAAUAUUAGUUCCCAGUUUUCAUAUGAAAAAACGUUACAGAGACAUAUCUAAAGCUCCAACCCGUACCUGUUAUAAGGGAUUGGACCCUGGGCCCGGAAUGUCACAGUUGCCUCCACCUUCGGAUGACAUAACAGACGGGACACCGAACCUUUGGAUUGCAGGAGACCCUAUCUUGGUCAAUUCGGACCACUGGAGGUGCUUGGGAUCAAGGGAUCUGAGGUUUUUGGAGCCCGCACGAGACUACGCUUGA